Postia placenta MAD-698-R-SB12 is the source of this 1522-nucleotide messenger RNA. RefSeq lists its product as hypothetical. Lineage: Eukaryota; Fungi; Basidiomycota; Agaricomycetes; Polyporales; Adustoporiaceae. The transcript has 7 exons. The coding region runs from base 20 to 1522 and encodes 500 amino acids. The record is from RefSeq and is a predicted model, not a curated record.
AAACGUAAGAGCCAAGUGAAUGCAUGUCAUUAACAACACACCACGAUGCUCACCACCGUGUAAGUCAGACGCCGAUUGCGCAAGGCCAUCCCUAUCCCACUUUGACGCCACUACAUCCGCCAACUUGGUUAGAUAUAGUGCAAGACGUUGUCCUGAUUCACGACAGGAGAUGCUCAAGAUGAUCCGGGGAGUCCUAGCAAGUCAAUCAGAGAUCGCGGAUGCGCAGACCUGUGGGAGCCUUGGAUUAGCCUCGUUGCCUGUUGCUUACUCACCCCUCGUGACGUGGCAGCAGGCGGCACAAUCUGAGCAGACAAAACAAAGUGACCCCGCCGUACCUUGCCGCAUUGCGAGAGGUCGACGCGAUCAAGAACUGGAGCUCAGAACCGAGCUGCUCGGCGACAGGUUCUUGGAUGAGGGGCAUUUGCUCCCUUUCUUCUUGCGUGCCGUAGAAUCGAAUCCAGAAGGUCUCCAGCACUGGGGCUGGCAGACUGGCACUAAGUUCGGCAACUUUGAAGCGAUCGACCAAGCCUUCAUUCCCUCGGAGAGGAGAUGGGGUGACUCGCUUAAACAUAGGACUCCGUACAAUUUGAAGGCGGUGGAGUGCUACAGCCCUGGACAUCUGUAUGGUGUAAAAAUACACUGCGGUUCGCUUCAGGUGUACGAAGGAGAACGACCGUUGAAGAUGCUGAAGCUGCGCUUCGGACAGCCUCUUCCACGUAAGACGUGUUCCGCAAAGCAUUGCUCGAAGCCAGCGUGGCAACGCAAGCGCGCCCGUGUUUCCACUUUGAUGCGAAGGGAAAUCUGCACUUACAAGCGAGACCACCCAAAUGCGACGCCCGAAGCAAUUGGUCGUAUAUUCAAGGUGGCUAGGGCUACUGUAUGCCGUACACUGAAGGACAAGGCUAGUAUUAGCCGGUUAGCCGGGCUAGAGAACAAUUUAUGGCGUUGGGCGGAGAGACGCACCCUUGACAAGAAACUCAUCAAGGACAAGGAUAUUCUCAUUGAGGCCAAAGAGAUCCACGAGACGUUUCCCGGUCUAGCGAAAGGUGCAUUUAAGGCGAGCAAAACGUGGCUGAGGAACUUCAAGCGUCGCCAUGGCAUUUCCAAGGGUGUCAUUCUCGCUGAUGCUGAGAGAGACAAAUGGUCAGCCGCCUUUGGGUUCGCAGGCGAAGGCCCGUACACUGCCUCCAAGAUGGCCGCAGAUAUCCUCAGCAAAUACCCGGAUAACCUGGACGUCCUUCAUGAUCCGACAUACACACCACCAGAUAUCUCUGGUCUCCACCCUGGGGCGGUGGUUCAUAAUGUCAUUGACUUGGCGGCGCUAUCAGCUAUGAUCCCGCGCACGCCGACGCCUGAACCGCAGCCCCCUACUGUUACAAAGCGCGGCCCCGAGCGGGUUGUACACUCCAUAGAUUCUGCGGCCCUCGCCGCUAGUAUUUUCCGGACCCCAACUCCAGAUCUCUUGGCUGAGUCCCCGGCAGCAGUCCUUGACAUCGACGCAUUUGCAGUCAAAACUUCUUGA